GUUGAUGUAAUUGCUGUAGUUACUAUAGUUAGUAUAGUAGCUGUAGUAGCUGUAGUUGCUGUAGUUGCUGUAGUUGCUGUAGUUGGUGUAGUUGCUGUAUUUGGUGUACUUGCUGUAGUUGCUGUAGUUGGUGUAGUUGGUGUAGUAGCUGUAGUUGGUGUAGUUGGUGUAGUUGGUGUAGGUGAUGUAGUUGCUGUAGUUGCUGUAGUUGCUUUAUUUGCUGUAGUUCGUGUAGUUGCUGUAGUUGGUGUAGUAGCUGUAGUUGGUGUAGUUGGUGUAGUUGCUGUAGUUGGUGUAGUAGCUGUAGUUGGUGUAGUUGCCGUAGUUGCUGUAGUUGGUGUAGUUGGUGUAGUGGCUAUAGUUGGUGUAGUAGCUGUAGUUGGUGUAGUAGCUAUAGUUGGUGUAGUUGGUGUAGUUGGUGUAGUUGGUGUAGUAGCUGUAGUUGGUGUAUUUGGUGUAGUUGGUGUCAGACAUUCCCACUGGGUGUGGAACAAACAAAAACGAAAGGCUACACAGAAAGCUUCGGAAAAUUGCAGGAAGAAGUAAGUUAGGUGUUAAACUUGCGUAUGCUCUGUUUACCAGAGCUUUUCAUCUCAUAAAUACUGAAACAGACGAAAAACAGGGAUGUAAAAAAAAGAAGUAGUGGAAACUAUCGAUGUAGAAGAGAAUUUUGGCUUUUAUAAGAAUGCCAAUGGAAGCGUUUUACCAGCUGAUAUCCUGAGUUUAAACGAAUCUAAAUCCGAUCAAGACAGUUUGAUGCUGGAAGCCAUUAUCAAUAGAGCAGACGUUUCGAGCAAAAUCUAUAAUAACGUAAAAGGUAAUGGACUAGAUGAACUGGAAAGUCACGACUUCCGUCGGUCACUAUUGGUUUUCCAGUCAAUGAAUAAAGAACAUAACACCAAUCAUUCAAGUCAAAGCAUCCUUGAUCAGCGCGCAGAAAAUAUGGGUUUUAAAAGACAACCAUCAUCAAAAGAUGGGGACUGCUUCUUUUUUUUCGCUCGCUUUACAGAUAUCGAACUUGUUGACCACAUGCGACGAAAAAGUUGAAGAACAAUUCAACAAACUUGGAAUAAAAAAUCAACAAAGUAUUACCGAAAUAGCACGACGUUUGCGACAAUUAAUAGUUCAAGAAUGGCUAAGUAACAGCGAGCAAUACCAACCCUUUGUUCAACCGGGCCUUGACUAUUAUUCUGAAGCGAAACGAUUCUUAAUGCCAGGUCAUUUUGCAGCGAGUAUUUGCGAUGCUAUGCCACUUGCCGCAGCCAAUGUCCUCCACCUUCCCCUUGUCCUUGUAACGUCAGUAACAGAUUGGCCUUUAACAAUCGUUACGCCACACGUUCAGGCCAUUUCCAGUGUGCCGCUGUAUCUCGCAUUUACACAAGAGGAAAGUGGCCAUUAUGAUUCAUUGAUUGAACUUUCAAGACCCCAAUUUGUAGGAAAAUACAGGACAAUGCGGGAAAUCCGAAUAAAGCGCCGUUGUGGUGUCAACAACAAAAAUGCAAAUACUUUAAACUGUUGCGAGGCACCAAAACAAAGUAUUGGGAGAAGAAGAAAGUACUCAAGCAGAUGGAAAUGUUUGAAAGCGGGAAUAAAAUGUGGUGACAAGUGCAAAUGCAAAAGCUGUGGAAACGGAAGAAACUCACCUGAAGCAAGGCAAAGAAAGAACUACAGAAGCAAGUUUAUUAAAACAUCUUUCACUAAAAGAAUAACAGAAAAACCAUUUUUAUUACAAAGGGAAGGCGCGGAUUACACACGUAGCAGUUUUUCUGUGUUGGAACUUAUGAUUUUGGAAUUUUGCUUACUGUCGUUGGGAAUCAAAUCUUGUAAAAACAAACCAGAAAAAGUGGCAAAGCUCUACAACUCAUGUAUUGAUUUUUAUAACCGCUCUACAGCACACAAAUUAACUCGGAGGUCGAUUACUGAAAUAAAAACGGAAAUGAACAAACACAAAAGCAGCAAGAACAACAAAAAAUAGUUUUAUUUCAAAUCGUUACUUAAAUGUAACAAUGAAGUAACAAACAAGGUUUAAUCGUGUUAGUCGCAAUGGUCAUUUAAUAUAUGUGAUCCAGGGGCUCGUUAUUUUUGCUGAAAAAAUAGACGAAUACUAAUUGGCACUCUCGACUCACCAAAACUUUCACAUAAUGACAAUGCUUUAAAGUAUUUACGGUGAGGUCACUGUUUGAGGUUUAAUGACCAUAGAUUUUAGGGAAAUAGGGAAAACGGCGCUAAAAUGAAGAUAAUCCGUAAAUUUCAAGUGCCAGAUGCAGUCAGACAUUAUGUAGAUUAAUUACAUAAAUAUUAAGAGAAAGGAAAUAAAGGUAAAGACAUCAUAUAAUUUCAAUGAAAUUAUAUCGAAUACAUCAUUAUAUAAGAUUAAUUACCCGUUAGAGAGCAUAAGUUUCAAGAAUCACCAUAACGUUUUCGAGAUCCUCCCAAUUACUAAGUACAGUCGACUUCCGAUAACUCGAACCUUCAAGGGAAAUGGAAAAAAGUUCAAGUUAUCGGGAGUUCGAGUUAUCGGGAGCUUGAAGAAAAUAGCCGGAGGUAAGGUGAAAAACAGUUUCAGUACUGUACAGUGAACAUUUUAAUCACAUUUUAUUGCAGAAAUGUUAAGUGAAAAUUGAAACAUACUGUCAGAUUAUAAAUCACAACGUAUAACUUAACAAAACAUAGUCUAAAUAGAGCCUGCGUUUUACUGUUUUGAGAAGUAAAGCUGUUUCACGUUGGAUUUGUGAGAAACAACAUCAGCCUCCACUAGUGAACUAUAUCUGCGACAGGUCAGUGGGACUUUCAAAUCCAAUGUUUUGAACGCCAGUACACUGUUUUUCCAGACUUUUUAAGGGCUCAAAACACGGUUCGAGUUAUCGACGGUAAAGUUGUAUAGAAAAUGACUUGAGGGGAAACGAAAAUUGGUUCGAGUUAGCGGGAGUUCGAGUUAUCGAGGAUUCGAGUUACCGAGGGUAAAAUUACAUUAAAUGUAUGGCGGAAACCCAGGGGAAAUCGAUUUUAGUUCGAGUCAGCGCGAGGUUCGAGUUAGCGAGGGUUCGAAUCGUGAGUCGACUGUACUUACUUUGAGGGAAACUUUCUAAAAUUUGUGUUCGUUUAGUUCGUACCUCGUCUUCGGAGGGGAAUACGAGUUAGCGCGAGGUUCGAGUUAGCGAGGGUUCGAGUUACCGAGAGUCAACUGUAGUGCUCACAGAUAAACAGGUGUCAUUUUGGUGAGAAAACUAGUUGGCCGUCGUCAAUCUACUACGUUCUUUAGCGAGAACGUCAAAAAAAAAAAACUAAAAAAGGGGGAAAACGCGAUUUAAUGUUCAUUACAAUCUCGUCAUCGUAUUCCUACAACAAGACACUAAAAAAAAAGUAACUACAUCUAAACUACACCAAACUACAUCGAACUACAGCGGAGAUGCCAAAUCUGGACACUCUUUCUUUUGCAUUACCCCGAAUAUCAAUGAUCAACCCCCCGAUAAGCACAAUACAGCAACUACACCGAAUUACACCAACCACAUCAACUACACUAACUACAGCAACUACACCGACUGCAACAACUACACCAAUUACACCAACUACGCCAACUACCACAACUACAUCAACUACAGCAACUACAGCAACUAAACCAACUACACCAACUACAGCAACUACAGCAACUACACCAACUACGCCAACUACAGCAACUACAGCAACUACAGCAACUACAUCAACUACGCCAACUACACCAACUACAGCAACUACAGCAACUACGCCAACUACACCAACUACAGCAACUACAGCAACUACAGCAACUACAGCAACUACAUCAACUACAGCAACUACACCAACUAAAGCAACUACAGCAACUACGCUAACUACACCAACUACAGCAACUACAGCAACUACACAAAAUACACCAACUACAAAAACUACAGCAACUACAUCAACUACAGCUACUACAGCAACUACACCAACUACAGCUACUACACCAACUACACCAACUACAGCAACUAAAGCAACUACGCCAACUACACCAACUACAGCAACUACACCAACUACAGCUACUACAGCAACUACAGCAACUACAGCAACUACACCAACUACAGCAACUACGCCAACUACAGCAACUACACCAACUACAGCAACUACAGCAACUACGCCAACUACACCAACUACAGCAACUACAGCAACUACAUUAACUACAGCUACUACACCAACUACACCAACUACAGCAACUACAGCAACUACGCCAACUACACCAACUACAGCAACUACGCCAACUACGCCAACUACAGCAACUACAUCAACUACACCAACUACAUCAACUACAGCUACUACACCAACUACACCAACUACAUCAACUACAGCUACUACACCAACUACACCAACUACACCAACUACAUCAACUACAGCUACUACACCAACUACACCAACUACAGCAACUACGCCAACUACGCCAACUACAGCAACUACAUCAACUACAUCAACUACAGCUACUACACCAACUACAGCAACUACGCCAACUACACCAACUACAGCAACUACGCCAACUACACCAACUACAGCAACUACAGUUACUACACCAACUACACCAACUACAGCAACUACAGCAUUAAGCAACUACAUCAACUACAGCUACUACACCAAGUACAGCAACUACACCAACUACAGCAACUACGGCAACUACACCAACUACAGCUACUACACCAACUACACCAACUACAGCAACUACACCAACUACAGUUACUACACCAACUACAGCUACUACAGCAACUACACCAACUACGUCAACUACGCCAACUAAGGCAACUACACCAACUACAGCUACUACACCAACUACACCAACUACACCAACUACGGCAACUACACCAACUACAGCAACUACAGCAACUACAGGAACUACACCAACUACUGCUACUACAGCUACUAUACCAACUACAGCAACUACAGCAACUACAUCAACUACGCCAACUACAGCAACUACACCAACUAAAGCAACUACAGCAACUACG
This is a messenger RNA of Porites lobata, 4985 nucleotides long. NCBI's taxonomy places the organism in Eukaryota, Metazoa, Cnidaria, Anthozoa, Scleractinia, Poritidae. The record is from the annotation of a GenBank genome assembly.